UAUUUUAAAAUAAAUCUUAAAAAUAAACUUGAUACAUUUUUCAUGGUUUUAUUAAAAAAACGGUUGAUUCGUCGGGGAACUCGCGACACUUUAGGAAACCAUCAAAUAAAACCCCAAAAGGCGGAAUUUUUGGGCGCCGGAAAAACACGCUGAGAUCUGCCGGUGUCUGCGUGUCGUGGUUUGAGAUAAAUGUGUCCUCAUCCACGCGUGUUUGUGCAGCGAUAAACGGGAAGAGUGAUGAGUGUCACGCCCCUGACGGCUGUGCAAAAAACAAUAACUCUCGGAUCUUACGCGUUAUUCGGGACAGUAGAAGAACUUUAUUUUUACGCAUUAAGUUCUAGAUCCACAUUUUAGGUCCAGUUCUGAUCCGGCUCCAAUAGAUCCACUGUGUCUGAUGAAAAAGUGCGCAAAUCUUUGUAAUCCAACCAGCUAUGUCCCUCCACGCGCGCCACUCGUGCCACCAGAUUGCAGGCGCGUGAAGGCAAAAAAACUGCGCGGCGUUACGCUCGGACGCCUCCUUUGUGGCCCAGAAAUAAACCUGCAGUCUGAAAAGCUCCAGACAUCAAGCUCAUUUUUAAACCCCCUUGAUUUUUUGGUUUUUAAAUAAUUGUAUCAGCCAGCAGGUUUUGGUUCAUUUAUCCAAAAAUGUUAGUCAGAUUUGUGCACGUGCAGAUGACGCGGCCUUCCUCUGAUAUGGACUCGUUUCCAGACUCCUCUUCCUCCUUUUUGCGCCCUUUUACGCAGAGGCUCUGAUGAACUGGAGGAACCAAGAAUAAUCGGGGUGAAUAAAGUUUGCUUUUACACGGAAAUCAGAGGCCACGUGUUUCCUCUUCAUCCCUCCUGCUAUGCCAACAAGAGCCGCGGCUGCGCGCAAUUAAACAAAUAUUGUGUCGUUUUGCGGCUCUGUAUUAAAUCAGUAUAUUUUAUUGGGCGUAAUUUGGAGGAGAAAUCAAAGCCAAUUACAAGAAUGAGGAGGAAUGAACUUGUGGGAUGUGAGAGAAUGGGGGGGAAAGGAAGAGGAGGAGAGGGAGGAGGAGGAAGAGAGGAGCUCCGGCAGCAGCUCUGAUUGGUCCUCCUUUGCAGGAGCUCGUGGCUUCACUCUGCCGUUAAGCGCCUCCCCGUUCCUCUAAACUACAUUAUAAUGCAACCAAGCUCCCUUUUUAACCACAAACCGAAUUUGCUUUCAUUUACGCGAUAUAUAUUCCUUAAAUAGGUUAAAGUCGUAGAGAUUUUUUUUAUUUAUUUAUUUGGUACUGGGGAGGGAGAAUAGCGUUUCGCCCUGGAGCGGUGCGCAAUGCUCUCUCACGCCGACCUCCUGGAUGCUCGGCUCGGUGAGUUAUCAUCACCCAACUCCGCUCUUCAAUUCUGCUGGAUGAAGGAUGCCGCGGCGGAGCUUCUGGGCCACCGGGAGGCUCUGAAGUGCCGGCUCGGAGGCGGCGGGGGAAGCGGUCCGGACCCGGGGCACUCCGGGGAGCUCGGCCCGGGUCCGGACGGCGUGGAGGGAGCCACGAUGCUCCCCGGCGAUGACAUCAGCGGCGGCGGCGGUGGCUCCAACCCGGUGCAGGUGAACGGUAAGGAGCAGGACAAGCAGCAGCAGCAGCAGAACAGCAACCCCAACCAGGGUGGGGGGCAGCAGACCCAAAAACAAAAGCGCCACCGGACCCGCUUCACUCCGGCGCAGCUCAACGAGCUGGAGAGGAGCUUCGCCAAAACGCACUACCCGGACAUCUUCAUGCGCGAGGAGCUGGCCCUGCGGAUCGGCCUAACGGAGUCCAGAGUGCAGGUUUGGUUCCAGAACCGACGCGCCAAGUGGAAGAAGCGCAAGAAGACCACCAACGUGUUCCGCGCGCCGGGGACGCUCCUGCCGACGCACCACGGGCUGCCGCAGUUCCCCUCGGCCGCGGCGGCGGCGGCGGCCAUGGGCGACAGCCUGUGCUCCUUCCACGCCAACGACACCCGCUGGGCCACGGCGGGGAUGCCCGGCGUGUCGCAGCUGCAGCUGCCGCCCGCGCUGGGCCGCCAGCAGGCCAUGGCGCAGUCGCUGUCCCAGUGCAGCCUGGGCGCGGGGCCUCCACCCAACUCCAUGGCUCUGUCCAACAUGUCGUCGAACGGAUCGGGCCUGCAGUCGCACCUGUACCAGCCCACCUUCCCGGGAAUGGUUCCCGCGUCGCUGUCUGGCCCGACCAACGUGAGCGGCUCCCCGCAGCUGUGCAGCUCCCCGGACAGUGACGUGUGGAGAGGGACGAGCAUCGCGUCGCUGCGCCGCAAAGCGCUGGAGCACACAGUUUCCAUGAGCUUCACCUAGAGCUGCCGCUGCUGCUGCUGCUCAUCCACGCAGGAUGUUUGUGGAGACACCCACGGCGCGCGCGCGGGCACUCUCUCCGGGCCGGUUCCGUUUGAUGCUGUAACUCAUCAUUUCGCAUGUCGUCAUUUAUUUGUAUAAAAAAACUUUUUGGGGGUUAUUUAUUUAUUUGGCGCUGCGAGACAUUUGCUGACGUUUCUGAGGACGAACUCUGGAAACCUUCACCCCCCCCCCCCCCCGUUGCACAGCAAUCACCUGCAGGGUGGGACCGUGGACGCGCACAAACUGGACCCGUGGAGGUUUUAAAAACCGAGGACGCGUAAAAAAAGGAGAGGACCAGGAGGACUGCAUGUGCUGCCAGAAGCGACAAAAGAAAAUAAAACAAAAAAGAAAGAAAAGAAAUCCACAAAAAGAGGGGAAACGCUAUAAAUAAAAGACUAUACGCUGUUCUAUAGGAUGUUUUGUGUAGCAGAAACUCUCGUUCCCAUUUGGUCAGUUUGUGAUCAGUUCUGUCUGUGCUUAUUCUCAAAGAUGCAUUUCUUCAAUGUCUGAUCCAUUUUGUUUCACGUUUCUAUCGAUUCAGUGUAAAAAGAUCCAAUAAAGCCCAUUUUCGAUGAUGCCACG
Oryzias latipes (Japanese medaka) is the source of this 2926-nucleotide messenger RNA. It is a transcript of the gene otpa, whose product is annotated as orthopedia homeobox a. The record is from RefSeq and is a predicted model, not a curated record. NCBI's taxonomy places the organism in Eukaryota, Metazoa, Chordata, Actinopteri, Beloniformes, Adrianichthyidae. Gene Ontology annotation, molecular function: DNA binding; DNA-binding transcription factor activity, RNA polymerase II-specific. Gene Ontology annotation, biological process: neuron differentiation; regulation of DNA-templated transcription.